Messenger RNA from Poecilia reticulata (guppy), 1782 nucleotides. Lineage: Eukaryota; Metazoa; Chordata; Actinopteri; Cyprinodontiformes; Poeciliidae. The record is from RefSeq and is a predicted model, not a curated record.
CUGAGACCCCGCAUCCUCAUAUGAGGACAUUACAUUUUUGCUGUUCUGCCCCAUGAUACUUAAUUUGUAAGAAUUUUGACCAAUUGUCCUCAUCUGGGGGCCCUGCCUGCACCAYCUAGUGGUCUCAUAAUGAAAUUACACUCAUUUGAAAAAAAACAGCAUGGCGGGAAUGACAGCGCACGUCUUCUACGGCAACUCCCGACAGAAACAUGGACAAGGUAAAAAUCCUAAUCGAAUUUUAUGAUUGAAACUAGUUUUUUUAUGCACAACAAUGUCUCUAGCUUCACAUAGCAUGCUUAUUUGAUAUAUUUGAGUAAUAUUAGCAAGCUACAACGUCUGUAAACAUGACGUACUUAUUUGAGGACAUCAGGUCUAGCUUCAGUGCAAAAACGUAAAAUUUUUCCAAGAGCAUUUGUGUUUACUUCUAGUCAAAAUGUCUAAUUUCUAGUCAAAAUAAGUCUUAUUACACUUAAAAUAAGACUCAUCCUCCAAAAAGUAACGUGUUUUUAGACAAUCACCACUUGUUUCAAGCAAACUUUCACUAAAAAAUAAGUAGAAUAAUUUGCCAGUGGAGCAAGUUUUUAUUUCCUAUUWCAAGGAAAUAGAUUGUGCAUUUUUAUCAUUACAGGGWGAAUGUCCUUUUCGACAACUGAACGAUUGCUAAAAGCAAUCGAAAAUGACUCUGAGAUUGAAGAUUUGUCAGGUGGUGAAGAGGAUGAAAUCGCUCCAUGUGAAGCAACUCUGGAGCAACCUGAUAAUUGUGAUUCUGAUUAUCAACCUGAUUCUGCUGACAUAAGUGAAGAUACUGACAGCGAUGCGAGUGAGCCACAACAUAAACAGCAUCUUGAGAAUGAUGAACCUGACCAGGAUGUGCAAGGUAGCAGGCCAGGACCAAGAAAUGGAAAUAGAGAGUACUGGAAGUCUGCUCCAUUCAACCCUGUCUUAGUCCCAUUUCAAGGAUCUGAUGAACAACAAGACGAGAGAGCAGAUAUGUCGCCGGUGCAGUACAUGRAACAGUACGUUGACAUAGAACUGAUGAAAGGCCUUGCCGACUGUACAAAUUCUAUGUCAUUAGCUAAAAGUGGGAGAUCUCUCAACACAUCGGUUGAAGAGAUGUACCACUUUUUUGGAGCAUCCAUCUUGAUGUCCUGCAUCCCUUACCCACAAAUCCGCAUGUUCUGGUCACCUAACCUGAAAAUCCCUGCCAUUGGUGACACAAUGAGACGCGACYGAUUCUUCAAGCUGAGGAGCCAUCUGAAGGUGGUAAUUGAUGACGACAUUCCUGAAGACAGGAAAAAAGACAAAUUCUGGAAGGUGAGGCCUUUCAUGAAUCGCAUACUCAAAGGCUGCCAUGCUCAGGCCCGACCAGAAUCCGUCUCAAUAGAUGAACAGAUGAUACCAUUCACUGGAGCCUGUCCGUUCCGCCAGUAUGUGCCGCUAAAGCCAAAUCCAGUUGGCAUGAAGAAUUUUGUCCUGGCAACAGCAGAUGGCGUCGUUCUCGACUUUGAAGUUUACCAAGGUUCAAAGGCACUGGCUGCACAGGUGCUGGAUGCAGAAGGAUUGGGUUUGGGAGCCCUGGUCCUCAAACGCCUGACAAAAACAGUACAUCCUGGUACAAAGGUGUACUGCGAUAGGUUCUUCACCACCACAUCAGCUGCGGAAUCCAUGCUGGAGAAGCAGGUGUACCUAACUGGUACAGUCAUGAAGAACAGGAUCCCAAAAGCAAUGCAGAAGCUUCCAAGUGACAAGAUCAUGAAGCAGCAAGGCAGAGGUACCUCAUAA